UUUCUCGCAAUACGGUUUUUUUUUAAAUUAAGAAUGGCAAAAAAUAAACGUCCUCACUUCCUGUUCCUUUAUCUCAAAUAUCCUGACAUAUACAAACAUGCCCAUCGCGUCUAGGAAAAAGAAUUAAAAACUUCAGACCAGUAGAUCAAACACCUUUGUUGCAGACUAAAUAUAGUUAAUCAUAUAAAUGUCAGUGGUCGUAACAUGUUCCAAUAUUGUGCUCACGGUUAAAAAGGUACUCUCCUGUCCAACAGUAUAUUUUCUUAAAUCAAAAUAAUAUAUACUGACAACUGUACGUACUAAGGACUUUGUAAAACACUGCUAAAAAAAUAACAGAAUUAUUAUUGUGUGUAGGUACGUUCAAUUAUUUGAUGUGUGCUGGGUAGUUUGUGCUGUAUAUCAAUUCAUGAUAAUUUAAAACUGCGUAUUUUCAACAACAGUAAUAUUGUUUAUGAUCGAUUCGUCUCAGUUUUGACUAAAUUCGUGUUUCGGUUAAUUUCCUGCCCUUAUUUUACACCGUUUUUUCGCUGGGAAUGUUUUAUUACAGUUGGUGUUGAACUACGUAUGAAGUUUCUCAAAACGUUUUCUUGUCACUGAGCAAAUGAAGAUCAUGCUAUCAGCCGAACCUGAAUAUCACAACACCAGCAACGAUACCAAUACUUGCAGUUUGCUCCACAAGACUCACGAGUACAGCAUAAACAUUCUCACACAAAGACGCCAUUGACGUUUCAUUUAAAACAUUAGAAAAGCAAAUAUGACAUCGAUGUAUUGUAUAUUAUACAGCGAAUGAAUGUCGCAUUCGAAAAGUAACGCAGGGCGUCUUUCAUUUAAACUACAAUUAUCAAUUUUUAAAAUAACCAUUAUAAAUAAAUUGCACCACGCGUCGUAGUAGUUUUUUUUUUAUUUAAAGUGUACAGCUCAUUGGCCGAUCAAAUAAGGCGCUGUGUGGGAAAUCCUUUCCUCAUCAAAGCCUAGAAAAAAAAAACUGGAUAAAGUAAACAAGCGAUCUUGAACAGAAACGGACCAGGACACUCGUAAAUACACUUCGAAUACACAGCAUGUAAACGUAGAUAACACUUACGCGAUCGCUUAAAAAAUAUUCACUUCGUAUAUCUGAAUUUACAUGUACUGUAUGAACGACCAGUUUAGGCGAUGUGGAGCAGUUUGGUGUUGUCAGGAAAUGUUAAACUCGCGACAGUCCUCUUCCUGUAUGAGUGCUUUUCAUCUGAUCACUGUCAGGAACAACAGUAACAGGAGUUUUGUAAGUUAAGACUUUCUAAGUGGGCCUGGCAUCCUCUUCGUUUUCCCCCCCGAGAUGUAGUCAUGUAAACGAUAUUAUAUGUACUACAACUAUUGUUUUGCAGUUCAAAACAACAAUCAUGAACGCACAAGUGUAUGUUGACAUAUUUAUUUCGUGAGCGCUUGUCUUAUCAGUCUCUAUGAAAACGCAAAAACGGUGUUUUAAGAGACAAUGGGGAAAGGGGCAUGAUCCCCCGUUUGCUUGUUCUGUUUUGAUCUGCGUCGAGUCGCGGCAGUGUGUGCCGUACGGUUUCAAUCGCUCGAGGGUGGCACUGCGGCGCGUCAGCGUCGGUCUGUCGUAGGUACAAGCGUGCUGUGUGUGGCGUUGCCGACUCCAGGUACCCGCUACGGAAGGCACUGGGCUCUUAGCGGCGCGCUCUGCUCCCCGACGAGCGCCAGGUGACGCUCUCGGCCCGCUGUCCUCGCCUCUCCGACCGGGACUUUGGAGCGGAUCCUCGCUGCCAAGUUAUCAGACACGUUUCUCGGAGUUCCAUCAGUAACCUCCUGGGGUGAUCAAGCCAAAUUUAUGACUGGCCAACACGAGCACGUGAUUCUAUUUAAACAUCCCAUAUUUGGGCAGCGCACGUAGAAUCAAGAAAAAAAAGCGACGAUUUUUCCCCCCCCAACUAUAAAUCCUGCUCUUUUUUGGGACAAAAGCCCCUUGAACUUCCAAAGGGCCACAAAUCAAACGUAAUAAAUAAUAAUAACAACAGUAGCGGCUAAUGAAAAAUAAUCAGAUUUUUAAUAGCGGAGCGGUGCAUUGUUAGGAGAGUUAUUAUCGCUAAUUAGGCUGGUUCGGCUGUGUCCUGGUUUAAUGGUUUUGCUUCCAGUUUGGUGCCUUUUUGGUUUUUCCACAAAAUGAGCUCCUACGUAGCCAAUUCCUUCUACAAACAAGCUCACGAGGCUCCGUCUUACGCCAUGCACAGCUAUGGCAAUUAUGGAGCCGUCUCCGAAAUUCACCCGUCCAGGUAUUGUUACGGCGGGCUGGACCUCAGCGUGUCUUUCCCUUCACCGGCCUCCGCGAACCCCCUCAGCCGUGGGGAGAUGAGCGGCAGCCUGCGUGGCAGCCCGGACGCAGCCGCCCCGCCGCCGCCGCAGCCGCCGCCGCCUCCUCCUCCUCCGCCUCCGCCUCCGCCGCCUCCCUGCUCCGGCGCGGGCGGGCAGGGCUCGCUCGCCACGGGCAUGUUCUGUCAGAAAGCCGAGGGGGACCCGGAGCUGCAGGACGAGCCCGGCAGCAGCGGAAGAGCAGGCGAGAUCAAAGUGGAGGCGAUGCAAGCUGUCCAGGCGGGGAGACCACAGCACCACCCGGCUCAGCCUCAGCUUAACCAGCAGCCGCCUCAGAUUUACCCCUGGAUGACCAAACUCCACAUAAGCCACGAGUCGGACGGCAAGCGAUCUCGGACGAGCUACACCCGCUACCAAACGCUGGAGCUGGAGAAAGAAUUUCACUUCAACCGGUACCUGACCCGCCGCCGGCGCAUUGAAAUUGCCAACAGCUUGUGCCUGAACGAGAGGCAGAUCAAAAUCUGGUUCCAGAACCGCCGGAUGAAGUGGAAGAAGGAUUCGAAGAUCAAACUGAAGGAGUCCAUAUAAACGGCUGGGAUUACAAUCUGGCUUCAAUCCGAAUUCGGUUUUAAAAAAAAAAGAAGGAAAACAAGAAAGCGAAGCGUUGUGAACGCUGGAACAGUGAAGACACAAAGCAUUUGAAACCCAAUCGUCUUAUUUUUAAAGCAGUAAAUUAUUUUCAGUUGGUUUUUUAUGUUUAUAUGUAAUAUAUGCCUUUUGUUUUUUUAAAUCCUCUUGUUGGUGUUCUUUUCUUAACGUCAUUUAAAAUGUGAACAAAUCAGCAAAGCGUUUAAUUUAUUGUAAAAAGAAUUCGCAAGGGAUAGGCGUAGAGGGGUACUUUCAGACCUUAAGUGACCCGCUGACACGUUGGCAUGUUGUUCUUCUAAAGACGAAAAGGACACAUUUUGCAGUUUAAUCGCGCCGAUGUCUGGGGAUCCGGCACGGUAUAUUAUAAGCACUUUUUUGUUCUUGUUUAGUUGGGUAUAGAAUGUGAAUUCUCAUUUUAUUUUGAUCCCCCGGAGUUUUAAAAAGUGUCCGCCGGAUUUUUUUUUUCUUGGCCUUUUUUAAAAUACAGAUUUUUAAAAGAUCCCACACGUUUCAAAAACAUACCGUCCAGUGGCCACCGCAGACAUAACACGAGCUGACAGUCGGUAUCUGAAACCCUGUAAAUCACCAAUUUAUUAAAUGUACGAGAGAUAAUGUGUUUCUAAAGCUGCCAGGCUUGUUCUCGCGGGCAGCAAAUGCUCAAGCAAAUUAGUUACCUUUAAGAUAAAUGGUGGCAAAGCGUGCGCCUGCAGUUACGUGUACGUUUUGUAGACACGACCUACAAGUGCCCAGAAACGACUGAAAAUUUGACAUGUCUCGCCUGUAGUCACUUAGACACAAGACUUGGGAUGAAUUCAAAUAGCCCAACAUUUGUAAUGUAGAAACUGAAACCUAAAUAGUCUAACGUAUUUAGCAAAGAAGAAUAAGGGAUAUAUACUUUUUUUUCUUCUGCAGGUAUUAGUUUAGAUUUGGACACACACCACUUUUCCAGAAACGGAAGAGAAACAACUUCCUUUAGUUCCGGCCGAGGCUGUGCUUGUCCAGAGAGACGCGUCUCUCCACUAGUUAGCUCUGUAAUACAUAUCUCGCAUAGAGAAGUCAAGCGCGGAGAAAGCGAUUUGAAGAUCUUGGUCACCCCUUGUGACAGUACAGACAUCUGCUGUGGCUUAGAAAGUCGUACAAAAAAAGAUUGGGGUAGUUUAGAAAGUGUUGUGCAAGCAAACAAUAUAAAUAAAACUGAUAAAGCUGUAAAGGGGCCUAAUAUUUAGGUAAUAUUUAGCCAUCGUAACGACUAACAGCUGCAAAUGAAUAUAAUAAUAAUAUCACGUUGAUGGUCGAAACUACAGUCUGACGUACUGCUUGGUCACAGUGUUGGUACACAGCUGACUUUUAAUUUCCAGGGAAGCAUAAAUUAAAAAGUUAACACGGGUUUCUCGAUAGCCUUAAUGGAUUGUAAUUAAAAGUAUUAACCUCAGCCUUCCGGCUUUGUGUCUCCAGAAACUCUGUGUACCAUCAGCACAAACCUUCAAGCGCUGUGUCAGGGGAAAACAAAAAAACAAAUACAGUAGAUACAUUUAUUAAUUAAUUGAAACCUGCAGGAUCUUCGUCCUUUUUGAAAGCACGAGACAGCUCUCAUAGGACGCUAGCUUUUAUCGAGAUUUUUAGAUGUUUUUAAAUGUCGACAUAUUUUCUCACGUGAUUUGAACGUGAGCUGUAUCUCAUUUCACGUGAACUGGCAGGCGUAUAAUAUGCACCUAUUCUGCGAGUUCUGAGCCUAAAGUUAAUUUUAUCUCCCUUUUUUAGAGAAAAGAGGAAGAGCUUUCUUGGAGGAAAUACUCUCCAAAGUCUCCUUUUCUAGCGUUUUAUGAAAAGGGUUACCACGUUUGAAAUCGUGCAGUUUCUCUCUCGAGGUCUGCUGUAGGAGGUGACGGUGUUGAGAUGUUAUUCCUGUUCGUGUUAAUAGUGUGUCCGCAUUACCACGUGCAUCCAAGCAGCAUGCUAAGGAAAAUAACUGAACUGGUUCCAAUUUGUAUAAUUGUGUGUUCCAUAAUAAAGUGUAAAGUAUCCAAA
Molecule: messenger RNA, 4980 nt
Organism: Lepisosteus oculatus (spotted gar)
Lineage: Eukaryota; Metazoa; Chordata; Actinopteri; Semionotiformes; Lepisosteidae
Gene: hoxc5a
Product: homeobox C5a
Biological process (GO): anterior/posterior pattern specification; embryonic skeletal system morphogenesis; positive regulation of transcription by RNA polymerase II
Cellular component (GO): nucleus; nucleoplasm
Molecular function (GO): RNA polymerase II cis-regulatory region sequence-specific DNA binding; DNA-binding transcription factor activity, RNA polymerase II-specific
Source: RefSeq, a predicted model, not a curated record